Molecule: messenger RNA, 5929 nt
Organism: Argiope bruennichi
Lineage: Eukaryota; Metazoa; Arthropoda; Arachnida; Araneae; Araneidae
Gene: Cad86C
Product: cadherin-86C-like
Exons: 26
Coding region: 242-4630 (1462 amino acids)
Biological process (GO): homophilic cell-cell adhesion
Cellular component (GO): catenin complex; plasma membrane
Molecular function (GO): calcium ion binding; cadherin binding
Source: RefSeq, a predicted model, not a curated record
UGGAUUGGCAUCUUCCGAUUCUAUAUUGUAAGGCACAGAAACUCAAAGUUCGAUAUUCGGAUUUGAUAUUUUUUCUUCAGCUCCCAAACUUAAUUGUGUAGAAUACUAUUUAUUUUAUUCCUACGAAGUGAAAGUAAAUAUCAGUGUUUUAUGGAUCAACGACGUCCUCUGUUGCAGCAGAUGAGGUGAGAACAUCAAAGAAAGCCGAAAUAAUGAAGAAGCCCAAGUGGAAGGCUUGAAUAUGUUCCAGAGCAUCCCAUUCCUGCUCAUGGCGUUAUUCACUACAGCUGCAGGAGUUGCCCCCACUAUAGACCUUUCGCAUAACAUGAGGAUCUUAAAGCUUCCAAUGGAUACAAAACCAGGUUCUCUCAUCUACAGACUGCGGGGCUCUGAUCCUGACAAUGACAUCCUGACUUUUGGCGUUCGCGGGGACGUCGGAAAUCAGCUGCUCGGAAUCCAGUCGGUCACAGAGACCAGGGCGAAUGUCUUUCUCAAAGCUGCUCCCACGGAGAAGGAAUACAAACUCACUAUUUAUGUCACUGAUGGUACUCAGACUACUGAAGUGGAAUCCACAAUUAUCAUCACAAACGCUACAAAUAUAAAAUCGCCAUUUCUAGAAUACGAGCCUCUGAUAUCCGUUUCUGAACUAACCGAGGAAAAGGAGGUGAUUGGCAGCAUGGUGGUGCGCAAGCGCAACAGCAGCAGCCUCCCUGUUCUCUUCGAAGUGGAAGGAUCGGACAAUUUUGCCAUCCGAUACCUCAUCAGCCCCCUCAAGGAAGCCACCAAAGGGGAAAUUUUUCUUCUUCAGAAACUCGAUUACGAGAAGAAGAAUCUCUACACUCUCACGAUCUACGCUCUGAAUCCUUGGACUGAGGAAGAGUUUGACACUCGCAACGUUGCCGUACAGACCAUCCUGGUGGCCGUCAAGGAUGCUCAAGACACGCCUCCAGUCUUCCAGUCUCUUCCACCAGUCGUCAGGGUCUCUGAUAGCCUGCCUCUUGGUGGUAGUGUUUUCCAAGUUCAUGCAGAAGAUGGAGAUUUUGGAAAUCAAAGGAAUAUCACUUACAGUUUUGUCCCAGAAUCCCAAGGAGUAACAUAUUUCAACAUCAACUCACGUACUGGAAUGAUUACUCUGGCUUCUUCAACCGAACUCUUCAGGGAGGCCUACUCUACGACAGGGCCCUUCGUUUUGUCCAUGCAGGCCACGGAAGUGGAAUCAGAUUUAGUGCCCGGUCUUCCAGCCAGCUCCAUUGCCACUUUGGCGGUCGUUUUGGUGAACACGGAAAACAAACCGCCAAGAUUCCUCAGCAGGCGUUACGUGGGCGUCAUCGAAGAGAACAGCCCAGGGCUCACACCUAUCAUAUGGGAGGGAUCCGAAGUACCCAAAGUGGUGGAUGACGAUCAGGGUAAAAAUGGCAGUUUCGAGCUGUUUUUGGAAGAUGACGGUGGAGCUUUCAGUGUCCAGCCAUCGAGAGGAAUGAACGAGCUUAACUUUGCCUUAUUAGUCAAGGAUCCCACGAAACUGGACUAUGAAACAUCAGACACCAAAUACAUAGAAUUCAGGAUCGUUGCCCGUGAAACGGCCUCAGUGCGCCCCCUGUCAGCGACGGCAGAAAUUCGAGUGCGGCUGUUGGAUGCCAACGAUAACAUCCCGCAGUUUUCUCAUGAUGUCUACAAUGUAACUCUGCCUGAAGAUGCACCUGUAGGAACAACUUUAAUUAAGAUUCAGGCUACAGACGAAGACAGUGGGAGUUACGGCGUUGUGAGAUACACAGCUGUGAAUGGACCCAUAGCUGGAAACCUACGUUUAGACCCAGUGUCCGGCGAACUGACUCUCGUGUCCUCAGAAGGACUUGACCGCGAACGAAUCCCGGAAUACUCACUGACUGUGGAAGCCCGAGAUGACCAAGGCAAGGGCAACCGGAACAUGGCCGAAGUUCAUGUAACCUUGGCAGAUGCAAACGACAACGCUCCUCUUUUCUUGCAGCCUCGCUACGACGCGGUUCUUAAUCCGGAUAUGAGGAACUUCUACGAGCCGCUUCGGGUGCAGGCGUAUGAUGCUGACGGUCCUGGUCCCAAUAGUGACAUCACCUACGAAAUUGUGAACGGCAACUACCAGGAAAAAUUUCUCAUCGAUUCUCACACUGGCGAACUGAGUCUGCAGGCCCCACUUGUUCCGAACCCCGAGACUCAAGACCAUGGUCUUCCGGUCAUCACGCUGACGGUCAGGGCUCAUGACCAAGGGGUCCCGGUGCGCUUCGCCACUGUCAAGGUGCAAGUCCACAACCAGGAAUAUCUGAAUCGCUCCAUAUCCUUCAUCAUUCCCCUUUCAGUCAAGAAAGCCUCAGAAAGAAGACAAGAAUUGGAAAGGGGAUUUUCUGCGUUGACAGGAGCUCACGUGAAUCUCCAUUCCAUCGCCUUUCACAAUUCCAGCACUGAAAAAUCUGUUGUUCGUUGCUGGGUUUCUUAUCCUCUGUCUUCAACGGUUGAUCUGAGUAACAUGGAUGCAAUUAUAAGGAACAUGUUUGGUCAAGAUCAUUAUAUGACAUCUUCAAAAGUAGAAGCCAUCAAUCGGAGCAGUUUCGAUGUGGUGUUUUGGCUCCUGAUUGCUUUGGUCAUCUUAAUGGUCCUGGCUAUCUUGGCUCUCUUCUUCUACUGCUGCUGUGUGCGCUCAGCGGAAGGGCGAGAUAUUCUUGAACUUAAAAACAAAGUAGUGCCCGAGGAAACUAUAAUUCAUUACAAAGAAGAAGGUGUUCAGGCGCAAAACAACAACAAUGACUCCAGAAGAAAGCCUGACAGCCGAACACGAUCGACGUGGGUCGAAAACCAGCAGAGCCAGGUGAAUGUCUCGCAGAAAAAUCACGUCCGGGCAGAUGAAGAGAGACCCUCUCCCCAGCAUAGAGCUCAACAGGCUGCUGUUCAUCUGAAUGAUCCCAUUACGACGUCAUACGCACAAAAUCCAGAAGAUGUUCCAGUUCGAGGCGCUUACUAUCCUGACGGCGGCAUUCCCGUGGUGGCUGGUGGUCGUAUGGAGAGGGCGUAUCGCAGGGGCCGCCCUCUUAGCCCCGGCACUGAAAUGCUGGUUCAAGAGAUGGGUGGCGAGUCGGAAGCCAGGAGGCUAGGCAAUUACGUCGUCGUUCGGAAGGUUGUCCGGCCUCGAGUCCGGGUGGAUCCGGCUGAGGAAGGGAUGACACAAGACGGGGAAAAUGGUCCCCGUCGGACAGAGAUCUUGUACAUCCGCAGUCCAAUGAGGGAGGACGAGGAGGAGCGACACUACGUGCGGGAGGGCGAGUUGCUGAGGAGCGUGAGCGAGACGGCCCUCAAUACAGACGACCUCCACCUGAGGGUGCCCCGUUCCUACAGGACUCGAGGAGUGCCCCUGCAACGGAUGGAGCCUCUUCAAGACCCCGCCGCUAGUCAACAGCUCAAAUUCUCCAGAUACCAUCGGACCGAGGGAGAUGUGAUUGUGGCUACCGAUGAAGUACCUGAAAUGGAUCGCUCAUAUGUAGGACCAGACCCCUCUUGGGGACCUGUAUAUAGUCAGCAUGGAGAAUACAUUCGUGUUCCUCGACAGCGAGAUGAAAGGUGGGAGAGCCAUCCAGAAUAUCAUCCUCAACGACUUCAAGGUCCAGAAGAAUCUCGAUCGCGAUUCCCUCCAGAACAUAAUCUAAGUCACGCUAAUCCGUCUGGUUUCAUGAAUCAGGCUCGAAUUCAGCCGGGAUCCUUACGAGACUUGCGACCUCAAGCCGUAUAUCACGAACAGUAUCAAGAACAAGAUGUUUCCCAUCGACAGUAUGCACCUCAUCCAUCUCACCAUCCUGUAGAUCAAAUUCCUUUACAAAGGACUUUACCACCUCAACCAACGUUUGAACCGCAAAGAAUACCAGACCAAACUAGCCAUCCUCUUGACAGGCCUAGACAAAUGAAUGUUGAAGCAGACCAUCAGCCAAGCUUUGACAGGCAAAAUGAUCCCGAUGACGACGCCAGGACAGUUAUAAUGGCACCUGGCAAAUCUAGACUAAAUGAAUUCCCUCAAAAUGAAACAACCCAAGUAUACCAAGAUGAAAACUUUCAUCAACAAGCUGAACAGUUUACUUCGUCGUUUGAAAAUCAGCAAGAAGAACAGCAUCAACAAAGUACUGUUACGUUUCAAGAAGAUCACGAACACUUUGAAGAGACAACCGAAACACGUGCUGAAUCUGCUGGUGAGGGUGACGAGCCAGUGCAACAAGAUGAAGUUGCCGCACAACCUCUUGAGGACCAUUACCAAAGAAGGCAAUCCAUUCGUCCAUCAACACAGCGCCUAUCAACAGAUGAUUCCGGAGCUCUAAGCGGGAAGGACAAAUUAGGAAUGGAUGACACCGAUAUGAUGGACAGCAGAGAAACUCACGAAGAAUCUGAUCGUUUAGGUCAUAGAACUACAGAAGAUGAAAUAUCCAGAGCAGAAGAACAAAACCAGCAGACGGACGGGGAAGAUGAAGAUUCUGAUUCUGGUAUUGGGAAAGAUGGCACUGCUCUGAGAUUGAAGAAAUCAAACUUAAUGGAGAAAAAGUCGCUUUUUACUAUAGCUUAUGAUGGAAUGCAAACAAGAGGACUUAAAUCAGCAGGAGAAAGAGAUGACUCACCCUAACAAGUAUCUGAUGAUUUAUGAACAAUGAAUUUUGAGAAAAGUUUAUGUUCUACUGAGAAUGAAGAAUAAAAAUAUGAACUACAAGACUAAAUUUUGCAGUCUGCUUUUCGGCAUUACAUUUUGCAUUUAAUUGAGUGGGGCACAUGGAACUCGAACACAUUAUUUUGUGGAUGUCUUAAAUUACGAUCAAACUUUGCAAAACUUUGUUUCAUUGCUUCAUCUUAAGAAGAACGAUUUAUGACCGCCUUUUGCCAAUAAUUAAAAAAUCUGUAACGAAUUUAAAAGCCGAGAGCAUACCAGAAAUUAUGUUCUCAGCUUGAAUGUUUGAUCUUUUGUUUGAAACAUACAUGUGAUUAGAAUCUGUGAUUUUAUCAAGAUGGGAUGAGGCCUCCCGGAAAAUGUUUAGGUUCGAGUACAUUUUUCAGCCCUGGAGGACAAAGUAGUGUCAGAGUCCACUAAGCGGUUCCCCAUCCUCUACAAUUUGCUAGUCCUGCCACCUUAUUGACCUCCAUACUUAUUGACCACCUUAAGGUCCACCUUAUUGACCUUACCAUUGACUGAGACUUUUGUGUAUCAGCUGAACAAACACAGAAGAUUUCAUUUCUAAGAAAUUGUAUCUGCCAUAAAAAUGACAUAUUUAUCAGUGAUGCUGACUGAAAGAGAAAUUUAUUUGAUUUGCAGAAAUAUUCAACGACUAUCAUUGGAAUGAAGUCAUUGUUUACAAAACUGUAUUCGCAAUUCCUACACUGCCGUCCGCAAUUUUAUAGAAAUAUUCUCCAAAGUUCUGAGGACUUGCUACUUGGAGAGAGUGAAGUUAACAGAAUCAAAAACUGCAGUUUUUAUCCAAGGUCAUUGUAGAUAGUUUUCUAGUCCGAGUCAUGAACUUAAAAUUGUUUCAUCAGAUUUCGAUGAACAUUCGAAACUGACAUGUUUUUAUGAAUGCGAAAAUGUUUAAGUGUUGAUUCUCUAUUCAGAGCAUUUUCUAAAAUAUGCAUAUUUUAAAAGCAUAUUUUUCAUCUUUUAUUAGAUAUUCUACAAGAUUGUGUUAUAAUACUUUGAGUGACUUAUUGAUAUUGUUUUCAGUUUCUAAUACUUAAGUUCCUACGAUACUCCUAUAAAAAUUAUUGAUGUAAAAGUUUUUCUCUAAAAUUGUGAACUAUCUCAAACGACAUGUAAUAAGCAAAAUACAUUCAUCAAUAUAUGCCAUAUUUAACAAAAAUGUAACAAGUGAUGACUUUCAAACAGACAUGACCAAACAUAUACUUAAUAAAAUUUUAACAAUUUUUUUCUUAUCCACAA